UUCUUCAGAUCGUGAGCGGUAGCAGUGUCUGAUUAGCUGAUUGUCUCCCUGCAGUAUAGUGAUAUAAUAUUAUACCAACAAGAUACAUGGUACCCAGGGUGGAACUGGUAGUGGUUUUGGUUAUUGUUUGGGUGCAGAGUUCUAACUCUCAGGAUUAUUAUGUUAAUGCUAUUACCGAGGAUCAUCUCUGUACUAUCCCUCCAUACAAUGGUGCUCACAUAGAAUGUGAAAUAACCGCGAAGGUGGAGCCGCACUACGAGUUGAUAGAAAAUAACCAGGUCCAAAGUACUUGUAAAUACAGUGUCAAAAGUUUCACUCAGUCCUGCACAUAUAACAACAGUGUUGUCAAAACCCAUCCGAACAGCACCCACCACUUUGAACGAACCUGUUUAGAUUUUGAGAGGAUCUGUACUUUGUAUCAUAAUGUGGACGGAGGGCUGGCAACUUGCCAAGAGUUUUAUGGAGAGUGUAAGGUAGUCUCUGAAGUCCCAAAAAGUAGACUAGCAGUGGGUUACCCUCAAUACAACCCCCCAAUCUGCUAUCCUGGUUUUAAACCAGCCAGAACCAUCUGUAACUCCACCUCCAUUAGGUGUACAGGUUCAGUAAAUUCCACGAUUACCAGCACCACUGAGCAGAAGCUAACAAGUUGUGACACAACCUGUGAGAAGGAGACAGUCGACUGUACUAAUUUUACUAAAACUUGCAAUGAUACCAACACCAAGUGGAAUGAGAGGUACAAAUCAUCCGUGUCAAAAACACGUGGGGGAUGUGACGUCACGACAAAGAAAUGCACUGAACACAGAGAAUUUAAAAUGGUCCUUAACACAAGAGAGGGGAGCAAGGCCCAUCCAGAGAAAAAAAUGGUGCCUGAGCUGGUAAAAACGUACGACUGUUCUACGACAUCUAAUCUUACGUACAGUACCAAGUUCUGUGUGGACUACAUCAUGAAAAAUAUGAAGUAUAAGGUUGAGUGUCAGUCACACGGAGUUAAACUAGCUGAGUAUCUCAUUAAUGGUUUCUACAAAUCCACUAAUGUUUCUGUUACCGACGUGACAUCUUAUCUUACUGAUCAGUGGGAAAUCAUCAAAAAGUUAUGCAAGGACGACUGUUUCACUGCAGUCACGCGAGAGAUGAGGAACUGUGUUUCAGACUUACCGAUACAGGACGUCCUGCCGGGUAUUUCACACUUGCAACUCAGAGAACUCAUGUACAAGUCAGCUGAUCUGCUGUGUGCCAGUUUAGCUGAUAAGAAAACAGAGGAGAGUUGUAUUGAGUACCUGGAUACCAACAGCAAUAUCUCUAAACAGGUGGUACAGAACAUGAGUAAGGCAUGUGGAACAGAGACACGACAAUGGAAAAAAGGCAGUGCAGUGACUUGCACGGACCAGUGUAAGAACCAUCUUGUUAUCAUAGCAUCUGAGCGGGAGAGGAAUCCUGGUUGCUGUCUGGCUGAUCUCAUGAAGUACAAGGCCGGUACCGCUGGGUGGAUGGAAAUGAUAUCACCGGACCUGUUCAAUGAUAACUUGUUAGUACAUCUGGUGGAGCAGUGUGAAGUAGGGGGCCAGAUCUUAAGCUGCACCGAGGCCGACGGAAUGCAUCCCGCAGUUAUAGUCGUCUUAGUUGUGAUUGGCAUAUUCUCAGUAGCGAUAUUUUCUGGAGUUGUUGCGUUCAUCGUUGUUUUCUACCAGCAGAUGGAAUAUGAGGGAUACAAGAAGGGCUUCCUGCACAACAUGAUAGCCACGUGAUUUGUAGCAUUGAAAUGAAUUAGUCUGGAAAGUGAACAUUCGUGGUAGAAAACAUGACGACCUUUGAAAUUUGUCAACUGAUUUGCUCUGAACUGAAGAAGCGGCGUAUAGUAUAGUGGCGUUUCGGAUUUCAUCGGAGAUGGUUUCAAAUAAAGACCCCCAUAAUACGCCUGCGGAGGAAGAGAAAUGUCAUCACGAAUUGAGACAAAUCGCCGGUAUCAAGUCCGAUUUCUCGGGGUGAUAUUAGCAAUUAAUGGCCAGGUUGACAUUGGAUGACAGACUAUCAUAAAUCAUAACGGAAUUCAAUUUUCUGCAAUUUCAGAGGUGCGUUGAGUAUUAGGCAAAAAUUCGGAAUUCAAUUUUCUGCAAUUCAGAGGUGCGUUGAGUAUUAGGCAAUAAUUCUAAUGAAAAAUGGUCGAUAUUUUGUUACCAGAGGGACAGUAAAAUCAGUUUAUUAAUCGUUUUUUAAUAAUGUAGAAUGUAAAACAGUAAAGAUUUUUAUUUUA
Messenger RNA from Bolinopsis microptera, 2251 nucleotides. RefSeq lists its product as uncharacterized. The record is from RefSeq and is a predicted model, not a curated record. The transcript is spliced from 12 exons. Bases 87 to 1745 code for a protein of 552 amino acids. NCBI's taxonomy places the organism in Eukaryota, Metazoa, Ctenophora, Tentaculata, Lobata, Bolinopsidae.